GCCUCGUCGCGUUUGGAUGCCGCAUCGUCCGGCACGCUUUGUUGUUGCCGACGCAGCCGUCGCGUUUGUUAAUAGAAUAUAUGACAUUCUUGAGGAUGUGGUCAGUUGGAGUCCAAUUUGAGGCGGAGCCACCGCUGCCAAGCUUGAUGUUCUGGUCAUCGGCAUCGUGCUUGGAGCCAUAAUCUAGCGGAGGGGGCCGUUCUCAACGACGAUAAAGUCUAUCAUACAAUCUAACUAUCCCAUUCGUGAGGAAGCCAAAAUGUGUGGGGAUAUGUUGGCCAACGUGGCCGGAUGAGCGGCGUCUCAUCGACUACCUCUCAGUGUCAUACAUUCGAUAAGUCAUGCCGCAAUCUGUGUCAUUCGCUAGGGAUUCUCCCAUUUCCAGCAACGCAAUGGAGUGUUCGGUCUAGAUGGCCGGCUGCCAUAGCAAAAUAUAUUGGAAUACUCGCGACGUUUCUAGGCAUCGCCAGACCGACCGUUAUGGUUAAUCUCAAUGUAUAUUCUGCUAGGCGUCUGUUCGAAAGAAAACACCCGAAAAGAGCCGAAGAGCAUAUGCAGUGGUACAAUCCCGCCUGUGAUGCAUCACGCAUUUUGCGGUUGAAGACCAGUACAGGCGGGCUUUCUCUUCACCGGAUGUCCAACAGAGGCAGCCUUCUGAUAUUGACCUACACAAAAGACCGUGUUCCCGUGGGUUUUCAGUCGUUGGUUGUUGAAAGUCUUGAGCUCGCAAUCACGUCCUGCUCAGCGUCGAGGACAUUGGUUGUUUUCGGCCGCCAAAUCCUCUAUCCACGAUCCGGGCAACUUGGCCGAGCGGUCUAAGGCGCCAGACUCAAGUGACGAGGUCCCACCUUCCGAUCUUCCCCCCACGGCGGGGGUGUAUUCUGGUCUCGAAAGAGGCGUGAGUUCGAAUCUCACAGUUGUCAAAGGCUAUUCUUUUUGCUGCAGGUUUGUGCGGCCGUAUCAUGAUUCCCGGGAGAGA
Messenger RNA from Colletotrichum navitas, 979 nucleotides. RefSeq lists its product as uncharacterized. NCBI's taxonomy places the organism in Eukaryota, Fungi, Ascomycota, Sordariomycetes, Glomerellales, Glomerellaceae. The coding region runs from base 292 to 819 and encodes 175 amino acids. The record is from RefSeq and is a predicted model, not a curated record. The transcript has 4 exons.